Molecule: messenger RNA, 1946 nt
Organism: Myxocyprinus asiaticus (Chinese sucker)
Lineage: Eukaryota; Metazoa; Chordata; Actinopteri; Cypriniformes; Catostomidae
Gene: trub2
Product: TruB pseudouridine (psi) synthase family member 2
Exons: 8
Coding region: 130-1119 (329 amino acids)
Biological process (GO): RNA processing; pseudouridine synthesis
Molecular function (GO): pseudouridine synthase activity; RNA binding
Source: RefSeq, a predicted model, not a curated record
GCUAGUAGAAGAAGAAUGUCACGUUGUUUCUCCGAGUAGCUGUGGCAUAUUUAAGCAAUUGAUGCUUCUCCGAUAACAUGUCAUUGACUUUAUAUUGACUGAUCAUUGUGACAUUUUCUUCUGGACAAAAUGGCAACGCAAGCUGCACGGCUUUUCCGCAAAAUGGAUGGUCUUUUUGCUGUUUACAAACCGCAGGGAGUUCACUGGAAACUUGUUCGUGACACCAUAGAGUCAAAUUUACUGAAAGCGCUGAACUCCUGUCCUCCACCAGCUCCUCAGCGUGAAGUGCAGUUUCCGCUUCUGCCCAGUGGAGAGAACAGCAGUUCUACAGAUCUCAUACCGUCACCCUCCACCAUGCUCCCGGCCACUCUGGCAGACCAUCCUUUAGUGACAGGGCCGCAGUUUCACAAUGUUCAUGUUGGAGUUGGUCAUCGCUUGGAUGCUUAUUCCUCUGGAGUAUUAGUUUUAGGAGUGGGGAAAGGAAAUGGAGUACUUGAGCAUAUGUGCAGAUCACACGUAACCAGGGACUACAUGCUUCAGGGGGAAUUCGGAAUGGCCACAGACAAUUUCUCUCACACAGGUCGAGUCAUAGAGAAAAACACAUAUGACCACGUUACCCAGGAUAAGUUAGAGAGAGUCCUUGCCAUGAUACAGGGAGCUAAUCAAAAAGCUCUAAUUACGUAUUCUCAGGUGGACCUAAGCACUCAGGAGGCCUAUGAGCUUGCAGUGAGGGGCUUGUUGUAUCCUCAUGGUAAAAGCCCUCCCAUUCUGACUGGCCUGCGAUGCAUACAUUUCAAACCACCGCAUUUCACUUUGGUGGUCCAGUGUGUGAACGAGACUCAGAAGUAUCUACGUAAAUUGAUUCAUGAGGUGGGAUUAGAGCUGCGGACUACUGCAGUCUGUUCUGGUGUGCGUCGGACGCGAGACGGUCCCUUCAAAGUAGAGAAUACACUCACCCGCCAACACUGGACUGCUGACAACAUCAUACAAGUGAUUUCUUAUUUCCGCAACACUACCCGCAAAAUCAGGAAGUCUGGAAUCUACAGACAGAAUGUUGGCCAAUCAAACACAAGCACAGAGAUCCAAGAGCAAAUCAGAAGACAAAAUGCACAGUCUUAAGUGAAUAAGCCAGGUGCAUGAUGUACUAAAAAAAGCAUACUUCUGAUACAGUUGUGGACAAAGAGACAUCUGGGACACAGGGUGAAUGCAAACAUUUGAGUUAAUUGGGUCAAAAUUUUUAUUUUGUCCUAAAUGGGUUAAUUGGAAUACAUAUGCAUUCUGCAUGAUGUGGUUUUGUCUAUAAAAUGUAAAUCAGUGGGGUCCAAAACUUUCAAGCUCCGAAAAUAAUAUAAAGGCAGCAUAAAAGUAAUCCAUACGACUUUGGAUACUGUCCAUACGACAGUCACUUUGGGCAAGAAACAGACCACAAUUAAAGUCCUUAUUCAGUUUAAACCUUGACAUCCGGCCCAGUUGGUGCAGACACAGUGCAGACUUCAAGACCGUUAUGCUUUGAAGCUGCACGCUGUUGCAAGGUACUCAAACCUGUUAUCGUAUUGUAUAUCAGUAAGUAUCGUUUAAUUUUCAUCUUCUAGUGUUGAUCAUUUACCAUUAGCUGACCGUGCACGGUGUGUGUGAAUGGGCUUCUCUCAUGAUUGCACCAAGCAGACUGUCGAUGUCAAGAUUUAUAUUUAAUAAAGACUUCAAUUUUGUUGUAUUUCUCACCCAAAACCGACCAUAUAUCUUCGGAAGACAUGGAUUAAACCACUCAAGUCAUAUGAAUUACUUUAAAUGCUGACAAAAACACAUCAUAAAAGUUUGAGAUGGCAUGAUGGUGGGUAAAUGAGAGAAUUAUCAUUAUAAGAUGGACCUGUUUGCCAAUUCACUGAUCUAAAUUAUUGAUUUGUUGUACUUUAAUGAUUGUCAUUAAAAAUAUGUGAGUGUUUGUU